CAGGGUCGUUAGCCAGCAGCUGUAGCUUGCAGCCCCCCCGUGGGGCAUUGUGUGUGUUUGUGUGCCUGCGUGGGCAGGGGGCGGAAAGGGCAGUGAGCCGGGGGCCAGCCUCGGAAGUUUGUAACCUUGCUCAGAGCAGCCUCGCUCCUCCCGAGGCUGUUGCAGUCAGCGGGAGUUAGGAGGCUUUGGGGAGUAUUGUGUAUGCGUGUGGGGCGUCAGGGAGACUGAGAGGGAGGCUACAAUGGGCACCACCAGGCACAGCUGGCACUUGUAGAGCCGGGCCGCAUCCUGAGCCAGGCAGGCUCGCUUAUUUGGCUGCAGCUCCGUUUACACCCCUCAAAGCCAUCACCCAGGAGAGAAGCGUAGUAUGCUGGACCUAGGGGUCCCAGAGCCUUAAGGUGCAUUCAGACAGAGUGCUGAAUCCCAUUUCCUUUGUGACUUAAGUGUCUGAGGAGACUUGGUUGGCAUAUUUUUGGUGAGAGGCUUAGGGGCUUUCCCACCAUUUCAAUGGCCAACACACGGAGUAUUGAGCUGGAACAUUUUGAGGAGAGGGACAAAAGGCAGCGGCCAGGUUCCAAGAGAGGGGGGCCCAGCUCCUCAGGGGGCAGCAGCAGCUCAGGCCCCAAGGGGAAUGGGCUCAUCCCGAGCCCUGCACACAGUGCCCACUGCAGUUUCUACCGCACCCGGACCCUGCAGGCCCUCAGCUCCGAAAAGAAAGCCAAGAAGGCCCGAUUCUACCGGAAUGGGGACAGGUACUUCAAGGGCUUGGUAUAUGCCAUCUCCAGUGAUCGCUUUAGGUCCUUCGAUGCCCUCCUCAUGGAGCUCACCCGCUCCCUAUCAGACAAUGUGAACCUGCCUCAGGGAGUCCGAACCAUUUACACCAUUGAUGGCAGCCGGAAACUCACCAGCCUGGAGGAGCUGGUUGAAGGUGAAAGUUAUGUAUGUGCAUCUAAUGAACCAUUUCGCAAAGUUGAUUACACCAAGAAUGUUAAUCCAAACUGGUCAGUGAACAUCAAGGCUGGGUCAGCUCGGCCAGUGACGCCCUUAGCUUCUACAAAGAGUGAAGUGAAGGAAAGCAAAGAUUUCAUCAAGCCCAAACUAGUGACUGUGAUUCGGAGUGGAGUGAAGCCCCGAAAAGCUGUGAGGAUCCUGCUGAAUAAAAAGACAGCCCAUUCAUUUGAGCAAGUCUUAACAGAUAUCACAGAAGCAAUUAAACUAGAUUCGGGUGUUGUCAAGAGGCUCUGUACCCUUGAUGGGAAGCAGGUUACUUGCCUACAAGACUUUUUUGGUGAUGAUGAUGUUUUUAUUGCCUGUGGACCUGAAAAAUUCCGUUAUGCCCAAGAUGACUUUGUCCUGGAUCACAGUGAGUGCCGUGUCUUGAAGUCAUCAUAUUCUCGUUCCCAUGGUACAACUAAGCAAUCUGGAUCCAAAAGUCCUGGGCCUUCACGUCGCAGCAAAUCACCUGCCUCAGUUAAUGGAACUCCCAGCAGUCAGCUUUCCACUCCCAAAUCAACAAAAUCCUCCAGUUCUUCUCCAACAAGUCCGGGAAGCUUCAGAGGACUCAAGAUUCCACCACCCUGUGGGUCUUCUUCCAAUGUGAACGGUGGACCUGAACUGUACCGAUGCCUGAGCCCUGAAGGUGUGAAUGGAAACAGGUGCUUUGAGUCAUCAACUCUUCUUGACAAAUACAGAAUUGGGAAGGUCAUUGGUGAUGGCAAUUUUGCUGUGGUGAAGGAAUGCACAGAGAGGUCUACUGGAAAGGAGUUUGCCCUAAAAAUAAUAGAUAAAACCAAGUGCUGUGGAAAGGAACACCUGAUUGAGAAUGAAGUGUCAAUACUGCGCAGAGUUAAACAUCCAAAUAUAAUCAUGCUGAUUGAGGAAAUGGAUACUGCUACUGAGCUUUUUCUGGUGAUGGAAUUAGUUAAGGGUGGCGAUCUCUUUGAUGCGAUUACUUCCUCAACCAAGUACACAGAGCGAGAUGGGAGUGCAAUGGUGUACAACCUAGCAAGUGCCCUGAAGUAUCUUCAUGGUCUCAACAUCGUGCAUAGAGACAUCAAGCCUGAGAACCUGUUGGUGUGUGAAUAUCCAGAUGGAACCAAAUCUUUGAAACUGGGAGAUUUUGGACUGGCCACUGUGGUUGAAGGACCUUUAUAUACUGUCUGUGGCACACCCACUUAUGUGGCUCCAGAAAUAAUUGCUGAGACUGGCUAUGGCCUGAAGGUGGACAUCUGGGCAGCAGGUGUGAUCACAUACAUCCUCCUCUGUGGAUUCCCACCAUUCCGCAGUGAGAAUAACCUUCAGGAAGACCUCUUUGAUCAGAUCCUUGCUGGAAAGUUGGAGUUUCCUGCCCCCUACUGGGAUAACAUUACUGACUCAGCAAAGGAAUUAAUCAGCCAAAUGCUGCAAGUCAAUGUGGAAGCUCGAUGUACAGCAGGACAGAUCCUAAGUCAUCCCUGGGUGUCAGAUGAUGCUUCCCAGGAGAAUAACAUGCAAGCUGAGGUCACAGGUAAACUGAAACAGCAUUUUAACAAUGCCCUACCCAAACAGAACAGCACGAACACCGGAGUCUCCGUCAUCAUGAACACAGCUCUAGAUAAAGAGGGUCAGAUUUUCAGCAGCAAGCACUGUCAAGAUGCCAGCAGAGCUGGGAUGGAACAAACCUCUCCCAUUCCUUCUCCUGCCAAGGAGUGUCCCAUGCCCGAGUCUGCAGACCUCCAUCCCUUUGCUUCUCUGGAGACACCUACUUCCCCGAGCCCUCCUGCUGCAGCCAGCUGUGAACGUGCUGGGUCCUGGCGGCGCCUUCGUGACUGACACUCGGCCAGACCAGCUGCAGCACACAGGGAUGUCAGGAAGCCCAAUCUCACCCCUACAGCUUCCCUCUCCCUGUUGUGGCCUGUUUUUAAGUUUGUCACCCUGGGGAAUCAGGGGCCUGUUAUUGGGGAGUGCUAUGGCUUGUGAGAAACUUUGGCGCUCUGGCAUCUGCUUUGAGCAUGCUGUGGGAUGGACUUUGGACAAACGCAUUUAGGGCUCUUUUUUUCAACAUCAAAUUUUCUGUUGAAUGGGCACUUCAAUCCUCUCCCUUUAUCCCUUACCAUCAGCAGAACUUGGAACUUUUUCAAGCACUAACUAACUGCAUUUUUAAAAUAGAAACCCUUUGGAUGGACUAGGAUACCUUCCUUUCUUUGAACAUAGAGAACUCUGCCAGGCAGAAGAAUUUUUCUCUCAGAGAGGCAAAAUCUUUUCAUUUGCCCCUUAGUUCAUUGGCAUAGGCCAGUGUCCUGUGUAGAGAGACUCAUUGUACAGGGCAGAAAAGGUAAGCACCCAAGAGAAGGAGGAGAAAUUCGGUCUUUGGACCCAGCCCUCCAAAAACUGGACUUGCAGAAGAGGUGGCAAUGACAAAGAACACCGAUUCAUUUCAUUGCUCAUGGAAACACUGGGUAUUUAUUUGUUCAAAGAUUGGGGGAAAUGGUGUUUCUUUCCUGUAUGUUCUAAGCUUUCCUUUUGUUGUCUUCAAAAGUCCUAUCUCCCAGGCACUAUUAGGAAAUGACAAUUUAAUAUUACUUUGGUCUUCUGAAUGGUAGGCAUGCCUGCCUCAUGCCAGAUGAGCUGGAUUUUGGGUUGUUUGCCCUUCUACAAGAGAAGAUGGAGUUCAGUUGCUUGAAGUGGUGACAGAUGUUUUCUUCCAUCAUCCUGCUUAUUGCACCCAGCAGGUGCUGGCGAAAGGACCACUGAGAUGAGGAGCCUUGAACAUCCCAUGGAGGAAGGUGUUCUGAAGGCUUCACACCCUGGGUAGUGUGGAUGAGGAGGCGUUUCCUUCCUUUCUCCUAUUUUGCUCAUCUCAGUAAUGUAGCUCAUCCACUGAUUGGUCUACAUGCUCAUCUUUUUACAAGCGAGGCCUGUCUGAUUCAUUCUGGCGUGAUGUUGAGAGUUUGCAGUGUUAACAGGCCUACAAUAAACUUUUUCUUGAUGAUAAAACAAUCAUUGGUUGGAGGGAGGGGAAGAGCCAAAGUAACUUCAUUAUUCUGAGGACUCUUGGACCCAUUACUUUGUUUCUAUCAAGGUCUGCUUUGAGCCAGUUUUAGCAGAAGCCAGCAUCCUUUUGGGCUAGGUCAGGGUUUGCAGCUUGAGAAGUCAUGUGGGGAUGUCUCCACGUCUUAGGGACAGCUAAUGAAAAGAAAGGAGAAGGCAUUUGUCGAACUUUAUCCAUGGGCCUUUCAAAGAAAUCACAGACAGAAAAAAAGUAGAACAUAAAUAGUAACGGAGUAAGGACCACUCAUCAAAGCCUAUGACCCAGAUAGAUUUAGAGGAGAUGGUAUGUGUGGUUGAAAGAUUACAAAGUUUCAUUUAGAAGUGACUGAGUUUAGAGAGGGAUGUGCUAUAUAUAUUGAAAACCCAAAUAUGAGCCUAACAUGUUAUGUUAUCCACACUGUUCUUGGCUGGAUGCAAACAAAGAUAGGUUGUCUUACCUAGUAACAGGUAGCCUCAGCUAAUCUGGUACCUUGGGGCACAAGUUCUGAUACUGAUUUUCUUUAGGUCAUUUGCACCAUUCCUUUUUUUCCAUUUCUCUAAAAGGAAGAUAAAACGUAUUUGCUUUGUGCUAAAGGCUAGUUAGUGAUCCAGAUAGAAAGAGAGGUGCUUUGUAGGGAAAGGUGAGAAACAAUGACCCAAAACAAGCUUCAGGUUUGACAUGUUUGCAAAACUGACCUUUCUUCUUGGAAAUGGAAUGGGGGAUGCCAUAGGCAUUCUGAUUUGCGCAUGGCAUUUGACCAAAUUUUUCAUGACAGCCUUUUGAUUGUUGGGACAAAGUAUGGCUUGGAUCAUAGCACUGAUAAGCAGAUCCCCAUGAAUGAUUUGGUGCCACCCUGCCAAAGCCCAUGGGACUCUGUCCUUGUAUCUGACGUCCUUGUUCCCAGUGAUUUAUAUGAAGAUAUGCAAAGCCUGAUGAUUACAUCUGUGGGUAAUAGGAAGCUGGGUUGGAUAGCAAAUGAGUGGUUUAUGUAGACAGCUGGAAGGGACUUCACAGGCCUUCUAGUUCAGCCCCUUCAUUUUACAGAUGAGGAAACCAAGGCCCAUGGAAAUUAAGUGAUUUAUGAAAGGUCACAUGGAUAGGAAGUAUCAGAGACUGGAUUUUGAAGAUGACAAUCAAGCUCCAAAAUAAUCUUGAUAGACUGGAAUGAUGGGCCAGAUGAACAAGGUAAAAUAUAAUGGGGGUGGGAGGUUAGUAUAUCUUACACUUAGUUUUUUGAAAAUCAAAUGUACAAAUACAGAAUGAGAAGGAUCUAGAUUGGGUAAUGGUUUGUGUCAAAAAAUCAAGCAGUUGUAACAUGUAAUUUAAAAAAAUCCAGCAGUUUAAUCUUUGGUUCUAUUAACAGGAGUAUAGUCGUAUACCAUUCUAUUGUCCUCCAUGCCUGGAGUGCCUGGGCUUUGUUCUGGGCACCACAUUUUAAUAGGGAAUGUGUAUGAGCCCUAGGAGGACAACUAGGGUGGUUGGCUCUUUUAAAGCAAGCCACUCAAACACUAGUUGGGGGACCUGGGGAUCAAAGACAAUCAAAGAGAAGUGAUGUUAAGGGGACGAUGUGGUAUAUUCAGCUUUUUGAAGUAAUGUCAUAUUGAAAAAUAUUGAAAAAAUUGAAUUGAAAAAUUGAAAAAAAAUAUUGAAAAAUAUUAACUUGUUGGAUGUGGUUCCAGAGGGUAGAGGCAGAUAAGCACAUAGUGUCAAGGGGGCAGAUCUUGGUCCAGUACAAGGAAGAACUCUUACCCCUGCUCAUUAGAAUUGUACAGAAAUAGAACAGUCCUUGGGAUGUAGUGAGCUUCCUACCAGUGGAGGUCCUAAAGAAGAGGCUGGUUGGUUGACCAUUUGUCAGAGCUGUUCCAGAGGGAUUAUUGGAAGGGUGAGAGGUUGGACUAAAUGACCUUUCAAGUCCCUUCCAGCUCUUGAGAUUCCAGCACAUUCAGAUCAUUGAACAAGCAUCUAUUAAACACCCUCCGGUUUGUAAUCUUGCAGGUGCCAAAGACGUGGCCUUUUUAUUCUGUGCUUAUUCUAACACAUCCUGGUAUGAUUCACAUGAGUUACUGUUUCAUUAGUGAGUUAGAAGGGUCUGCCAUGGCAAAAAGCUCUUUGGUGAGUAAGCCUUCAUGGCUCAUACCCUUGUGGUAUCUUGUGGCUAAAAGGAAAGGAAAACUUAAGGGUGCUAACUGGCUAAUGAAGGGCUUUAAUUGCUGGUGAAUUUCCCCUUGGACGAAAAGCGAACUUAGGAUAAACAGUAGGGCCAAAGUAGUUUUCCCAUAAUGGGUCUGGUUUGUCUGUUUUAAGUUUAAGGACUGAACAGCUGUUAAUGGAGAAGGAAAUGAAACGGAAUCAGAAGCCACAAGGCAGCCAUUUUUUCCUGAUCUGCAUCUGAGGGAUGACUGACUAUUAUGACAAUUUGUUUUCUUUAAAGGAAUAAAUACGCCAUUGCAAAUCUGA
Vombatus ursinus (common wombat) is the source of this 6466-nucleotide messenger RNA. RefSeq names its product doublecortin like kinase 2 (gene DCLK2). The transcript is spliced from 16 exons. Gene Ontology annotation, biological process: intracellular signal transduction; protein phosphorylation. Gene Ontology annotation, molecular function: protein kinase activity; ATP binding. The record is from RefSeq and is a predicted model, not a curated record. NCBI's taxonomy places the organism in Eukaryota, Metazoa, Chordata, Mammalia, Diprotodontia, Vombatidae. The coding region runs from base 508 to 2811 and encodes 767 amino acids.